GAAAAGGAAGCGUGUUAGUCGCUCCCUUUGGCGUCAACUCCAGAGUUGACCUCGCCUCCCACUGGUGCUGAUUUACAUUUUAAAGAAGCAAAAAAAAACAAUGGAAAUAUGUCAUAAGACGGUGUUAGAACACACAUUAAGUCCCUCAGUAACUUAAGUGUAAGCAUGUACAUUUAUUCAUUUAUUUUAUGAGGCUUCAUUGAAGUGUAAUAAUAAUAAUUAAUGAAUAAGCCCAGAGAUCCUUAGUUACUUUAAUUAAUGUUACACAACUGUAACAUUCAAAACAGGGUUUCUUUUUGUCUUUCAUUUUGCUAAUCACUUAUAUUUUUUGGUACGUACAUGCUGCGUUGCAUAGCAACCAUUGCAAAUAGGCCCUUUGGGUUUGGAGAAGGACUGGAUGUAAUGGCAACAGCACUAUUGGUGAGGGGCACAGACAAAGUUGGUGCAGCUGGGCUUAAAGUCACUGUCAUAAAUAAUCACUGUGUGUUGGCAAUUAGCUUUUAUUGACAGUUUGAUGCAGAAAUAACGGAUAAAUGAUGAAAUAUAUAUAGAUGAAAAUAUCUUUUCAAAUGUGACAUUUGAACAUAAUGCCGCAGUAAAAAAAAGAAAGAAGAAAGCACCUAUAAUUAAUAACAUUAACGAAGUGCACAGUCCAGUUUACACAGCAGCCAUUUUGUCACAUCACAGCAGUAAAAUCACAGAUGUUAAUCAUGACAUUUUGUUUAGUUAUUGUAAGUCAGGAUAGUUUGACAGUGAUCCAGCGUGCACUCUGAAAUUGAGGAAGAUAAAUGGAACUUGACCAUCACUGAUGUGUUUACCUACACGUACCUAGGCUGUUAUUUUCCUGUUGAGGCAAAAUGGCUGCUGAUUUCACUGUGUGGACAAAGAUUCUUCACAUGGAAUUAUGUUUAAAGAUUAUAAAAAUAUAAGGAAUUGUAUUUAUUUAUUUUCACAGUUACUUUACAGCUAAUUUCUUGGCAAUAAGCUAUAAAAUGACUGUAUUUUACAAAUGUUAUUUACUAAUCUCUCUCCUCCUCCUCCCAACAGUACAGCUUGGCACCUGUUUGUUGUGCUGCUUUUGAUGGAGUCACCACCAUCACGCUCUCAUACAAGAGGAUCAUGGUCUGUAUCCGUGGACCAUCUGCCAGCUUUGCUGAAUCCAAAUGUUCUUCACAGUGUGAUCACACAAAACACUGCAGCAGCUCCAGCAUACACAGUCUCCUGCAACACUCAAGUCACACACACACAUGCCCCAAAAAUACACACAUGCUGCUAUUUCACUCAAACUAGAUCAUCAUUUUGUGGUGUAUUCCUGCAGUAAAUUGGUAAUAUUAGUAGUCUGCAAUUAAUAUAAUAUGUAAUUGCAUGAUAAGUAUUAAGAUAUAAGUCUUAGUUUACAUGGACAACAAUAUUAUAAUCCUAACCAGAAUAAGGUGGUAGUCUGAUUAGGACAGUGCCAUGUAAAUGGCAUUUUCUGAAAACCUUAACCCAAUUAAAACCAUACUUGGAACAGGCAAUAAUUAGAUUAAGAUAUGUGCGUUGUUGGGUUUUCUAAUCUUAUUGAUAUAACAUAGACAGAUUAUGACAUCCCGCUGGCUUUUACGGCAGCGGACACGGUGUAGAUGAGAGUCAUAAAUGGACUAUUCUCUGUAACAGGAAAUGCCAGGAAUAUCUCAAACAUGAAUGGAAUAUUCUAUGACCAAGGGCCCGUAAACAUCCUGAAGGGAACAAUAUCCCAUUCUGAAUAAGGUCAAUAUUCAGAAUAUUGCUGCAGGAAUCCACUGAAAACGUGUGGCACCUUUCCAAGAUGCUUCGAGAACUGUCGAAGUGAUUUGUCCAACCAUUGCAACAAUGCCCAAGUCCUAUUAUCCUCCAGAGUCCAACCUCAAGGCCCCAGAUGGGAUGAGGAAGACAAGGACAAUCAUUGCUGAAGAUCCUCACUGGACUCUGGCUCUCGUGCCUCGUCUGUCGAACCUCUGCCUGCAAAGUAUUGCAAGCAACUUUGAGGAAAACCCCAUAUUUGAACAACUCACGCCCAGUCAGAGACGCUUCAUCCAGGAGAGGCUCUCUCCCUCUCUGCCUCUGCACAUCACGGCCAACUUGAUCAGCGACGGCAUUUACUGGAAGCGGUGCUGUGAGCUGCGCUGGGAUCUUUGUGAUGUCUCACUCUAUGGCCACAGCUGGAAACGAAUGUUCUUCGAGCGAUGCCUGGAGAACAUGAUUGAGCUUUUUAUUCCAGAUGUAACAGAGCCCAAGACCAUUCUAGACAUGGUCCCACACUGUAGGAACUAUGUCAAGAGGCUGGACAUCUGCCAGCUGCUGACGCCUGUCAAGGAGCCCCAGAGGGCGGAAGAGGAGGAGUUGGCGAGUGAACAUGAGUAUGAAGGACCUUCGGUGGACCACUUUGACUUUGGCAUCCUGCUGGACAAGCUGACCAGCCUGGAAGAGCUACAUUUGGUGUACAGGGUCAAACAUUGUGGUAUGAACUUUGAAUGGAAGAUGUUUGAGAUGACUGACAGAGACUGUGAGUCCCUCGCCAAGGCCCUUAUGUCUUGCAAAACCUUGAAGCUUCUGAGGCUCCACCAAAGCCACAUCGAGGACAACAAGUGCCGCCUGUUGGUGAAACACCUGCUGGACCAUCCGUCCCUGAAGGUGCUGGACUUUUCUCACAACCUGAUUGGGGACAGAGGAGCCCGAGGUAUCGGCAAACUGCUCAGCAGAGGUAAUCUGGAGGUCCUGAACUUGUGUGACAAUGUAAUUAGAGACCACGGUGCCAAAGCUAUAGCUCAUGCUCUGUCCAAGAACUCAACCCUUUUGUCCCUCAACCUGCGUCUCAACCGUGUGAGAGAUGAGGGAGGUCAAGCCAUAGGUGAGGCUCUGCUGAAAAACAACACCCUCUGUCACCUGCACCUCGGAGGAAAUGAGGUGACUGCGCCCACAGCCGUCGCUCUGUCUGAAGCACUGGCCCAGAAGAACAUACUGAAGAGCAUCAAUCUCUCCUGCAACAACCUGGGUGAGGCUGGAGGUAAAGCUCUGCAGGGGGCGAUGUCUCUCAACACCAGUGUGACAGAGUGCGAUCUCCGCCUGACUGAAGUCGACGAGCAGAUUGUUGCUUUCAUCAACCAGGUGGUUUGGACGAAUGAGAGUUUAGAAGAAGAGAGAAGAGCUCGGGAAAAGACAGACAAGUAGACAUCAACACGCCCUCUUUGCAAAUCAGUCUUUAGUAGUUGUUAAAUUUCUUAGGGAGAUUUAACCAGAUUUAUUCUAAAACACAAAAUGCAAAAGUUGUACUUUAUUUUGGUGAUUUUUGGACCAUUUCUAAUGAUCUAAAGAGUCAAACAAUGAAUUUGACACAUCCAUAUAAAUUGGAACUCCCGUUCUAAAGCCUCCAGAAUUCCUAUUUAACUGGUGUUGAGUUUUCUCAACCAGAAAUUCGUAGCCAUCAAGUGCAACCAGGCUCCUGUUGUACGAUACCAGCUGUCAGUCACACUAAUGUCCACUCAUGUCGUCUCUUUUUCUCUAAAUGGGAUUAAAAUUCACAAAAUUUACAUCAUGUUUUAUUAAAAAAUACCUGAAACUAGAGAGUGACACCAGAAACCUAUCAAUCGUGGUACAUGGUACUGAAAAGUAGGCUAAUUUCCCCAUAGAUUCCAUUAAAAAAAAAACUAUUUUUUGCAACCACCAAUGGAGUUUCCCCCUGGUGGCUAGUCGGUAUGUUGUUACUUCUGGGUUGGCUUCAGUGAGGAAACCAGAAGACAACGUCCAGUUUUUCUGAAUAUUGCUUUACAACUUUACGUGCACAUAUGCAGAGACAACUUUUGCCAUAAAGACUUCCAUUUUUGUCAUAACUAUAUGAACAUGGGCUCUGCAGCUCAUUCAUUCAUUCAUCUUCUACUGCGUUAUCCUCCACAUGAGGGUCGC
This is a messenger RNA of Solea senegalensis (Senegalese sole), 3921 nucleotides long. It is a transcript of the gene drc5, whose product is annotated as t-complex-associated-testis-expressed 1. Gene Ontology annotation, molecular function: protein binding. The coding region runs from base 1852 to 3189 and encodes 445 amino acids. The record is from RefSeq and is a predicted model, not a curated record. Lineage: Eukaryota; Metazoa; Chordata; Actinopteri; Pleuronectiformes; Soleidae. The transcript has 5 exons.